AUGUUUUUUCAAUCUUUCCAUCGCCAACCUCAGCAUCACACGUAUUUUGAGAUGUAUAAAGCAUUUCCAGCAAGCUUCUUUGGAAAAACAGAAGUAGAGAAAGGGAAUUUCAGUAUUUUAUAAACAGUAAUUUUGCCAACCUCGGCUGCUCAGACUUUAGUUAAUCUAAGAAUUGACUAUCCUAUGCUAUUCAAACUUACAAAGGUGCUUAAAUAAUCUUAUGAGGCUUUUAACCUCAUCGCUAAUUUUAGGUAAAAAUUAAGAAAAUAUGUGCAAAUCUCCUCAUCCUUACAAAUACUCAACUUGGUUUAUUUACACACUGUGGAGUACUUGAAUUUACUGCUGAAGAAGGAACCUGCUUGCUUCCUUACUGAGUAUCUCCUAUAUAGCUUAUGAACCAUCUCGGAAUUUCUGAAGGAGGAGAUGUCACAAUAGAAAGUGUCAGACUACCCCGCGGAUCCUUCGUCAAAAUCCAGCCUCAUACAACAGCAUUUAUCGACCUUCCAAACCCUAAAGCUGUCUUAGAAAAUGCUCUGAGAAGCUACGCAUGCUUAAGCCAGGGUGAUACAAUUUCUGUGCAAUUUGCAGGAAGAAGUUUCGAAAUUGAUAUUAUUGAGACCAGGCCUGGACCCGCUGUAAUGACGAUUCAAACUGACCUUGAAGUUGAUUUCGCACCUCCUAAAGACUAUCACGAAGAAGCUCCUCAGCUGAAAAAAGAACCUUCUCUUACAUAUGAGCAAGAAGAAAAAAAACAACAGAAUAAGACUGCAACUUGGCAGGGGACUGGGAAUAGACUUGAUGGAAAGCCUAUCACCAAUUCUAUACCUGCCCGGAAAGAGUCUACAGAUAAAGCUUCAAAUGAAUAUGACCCUAGAAAGCAUCGAUUGGUGAAUGGGGUUAAAAAGACUACAGGAAAUAUGAAAACAAGUUAUUGGGAUACCUUAAGCUCAGGAAAUUCGAUAAAGAAAUAA
Molecule: messenger RNA, 971 nt
Organism: Blepharisma stoltei
Lineage: Eukaryota; Ciliophora; Heterotrichea; Heterotrichida; Blepharismidae
Source: the annotation of a GenBank genome assembly